AUGUCUCGUGAAAGUAUUUCGGUUUCAUCAACACGAAGUAAACAUUCAGAACCAUCCAAAUACAAUCGGUCGUUGAAACCAUUAGCUCGUGUUCCGCCUGUACCUGAUGAAAUUCUCGCUCAACUACUCAAAUUUCGCAUCGACGGCCAACCAAUUAAUGCGAGAAAUGUGGGCGAAGUCUAUCCUGGUUUAGACAAUCUACUUGUCCGAUGUUUACGAACAGGCGAUGAUCGACAGUUAAACAGUCGUUUGAACCGAAAUUUAAAACCUGAGUAUCUGCUAAUCACAGGAAAGCAUAUCCAUAUAAGUGUGUGCGCGAGAACGCAAGAUAUACUGGAAAAUCUAAUUUCAAUGGGUGCAACUCUUGAUCUUCAUUUUUAUGAGCCCACUCAUAAAGAAGAACUGGAAUUAAUGUGUAAAUUUGGUUAUGAUAUCAACGAACGUUUGCCAAAAUACAAUAAUCAAACACCAAUCUCGUUCUUCAUCCACAAAAAUUCUUCUGUUUCGAUGUUCGAUGUUCUAGUCAAAAACGGCGCUCGUUUCGAUAUUCAAGAUGAUCAUGGGCAAACAUGUCUUCACAUAGCUUGCCAAUCAGCAAUUACUGAUGCUGUGUUCGAAUUUAUUGUCAACAACACACCAGAUUUCUGCUUGAACAUUCGGAAUCAAAUCGGUAGCACACCACUUGAUCUUGCGUAUCUAGCCACGUAUGAACAAGCAAGUUUAUCGCGAAUGCGUCGUUUGCAUUUGUUAUUGUCUCGAACAGAAAGUAAACUAACUCGAUAUGGUAUGCGCGAACCAAAUUUACUCUCGACGAAACAGUAUAAGCUAUUCAAUAUCUUAGCAUGUAAAGAAUUUCUAUUGAAAUAUCGCCUGCGAGAUAUAUUCGAUCCGUCAGUGCGUGCAUUGACAUGGUGUAUAUUUUUAUUCUAUGACGUUCUUCGCGCAUGUGAACAACCAAGUACAGAUUUGAAAGAAGGCAUUAUUCGGCAACGUCUCGACAAUUAUUUAGUAUCUAUGAUUGAAAAUGGAGAAAUUUCAUUGAAUAAAUUGAUCUUUCGCCCAAAUCCUUGUGUCGAUAAUCCAUUCUAUUUGUUAUCUUCGACAAGCAAUGCAAUCGAACGACAAAAUUCGAUUUUACAUAUUGCCCAGUUGAAGAAUAGAUUGAGUAGAUUACGUGCACAAACUUUAACUUUAAAAGCUCUCUGUCGAAUAAAAAUCAAAGGCCAAGUUCAAUCUUAUCCAAACAAUAUCGUGAAAAUAGAUUCGAUCUCGAAAAUCCUACAAGCAUAUCUAACAUUUUACAAUCCAUUUCUCAAAUCUGAUGUCACCAAAUGA
This is a messenger RNA of Adineta ricciae, 1335 nucleotides long. The record is from the annotation of a GenBank genome assembly. Lineage: Eukaryota; Metazoa; Rotifera; Eurotatoria; Adinetida; Adinetidae.